Molecule: messenger RNA, 1809 nt
Organism: Caenorhabditis auriculariae
Lineage: Eukaryota; Metazoa; Nematoda; Chromadorea; Rhabditida; Rhabditidae
Source: the annotation of a GenBank genome assembly
AUGUCCUGCCGAGAUAAUCGCGGUUCCGUCCCAGAAAGGAACGGAGGAGAAGAUUCUUCUCCACACACGGACCGGUUUUUCCACGGAAUUUCAAACUGAUUCCGUGAAGAACAAUCGAAUGGAUUGAUCGUCUUUGGAUCAUUCUAACCAAGGCAGAUUCGCUUUAGGAAAUGUGGAAAAGGGGUCUAAAUGGCCUUGAAACCUAAAAAAAAACCCUAGAAUGAGCAUUCCAGAUCGUUCUCCAGAUCUAAAUGAAAACUAUUUUUUCGAAAAAAAAAAAUUGAAAAUUUUCUGAGAGACUCAAGUGAGCCUAACUUUACUCAGGAACGCCAGAGUGGUCCCUGUAGGGCCAACCAUAGGAGCGCUUGAAGGUUCCCCUGUAGGGGCCACUUGAGCUUUCGAAAGAGGACCCAAACGGAGAGCAUGCUAGAAAAUUUAAUAAUCAAUCAAUUUUUAUUGAAAACGCUUUCUAAAACAUUAAAAGACCCUCAUAAAGCCCACCUAAGUUUUCCCCUUUAGGGAGCACUUUUCUGUCCCCUACAGGGACUGCUUUUUUCCAACCCCUAUAGAGACCAUCAUGGCAUUCCUCAGUCCAUAUCAAGACACACGAGGACCUAGAAAAAACUCGGAGAAUGACCAAAAACCAAACUAAGGAGCUUGAAGCUCUUCAUGAUUGCCCAAAAACCUUGACCAAAAUAAAAAUUACACUACUUCUAACAAAAAUCAGUAAAAAUCUUUCAGAGCUUCUUCCAUAGACUUUCUAAAGAACCCCAUGCUUGAAACUUUCCAAAAUCACCUAAAACCCCAGAAAUCGGAGAAUGACCAGAAAAGGCCUUUGAAAAUUUUCACUAAACUAAGGAGCUUCAAGCUCUUCAUGAUUGCCGAACAACGUUGACCGAAAUAAAAAAAUUAUAUUAUUUCUAACAAAAAUCAGUAAAAAAUCUUUCAGAGCUUCUUCCAUAGACUUUCUGAAGAGCCCCAUGCUUUCCAAAACCACCUAGAAUCCCAAAAAAGUCGCUUUUUCCCCCUGUUUUUAAUUUCUAUAUCUAUGCGGUCUUCCCAUGAACUAAAAAAAUUUUGAAAACCUCAUUUUCUUGGGAACCUCUAACAUUACUUCUCUUACUUAUAUUCUCAUGCAAAACUCAGAAAAAAAGAUAAAAAAAGUGUGAGUUGGGAACCUUUUCAGGGGAUCUAUAGAUCGAACGAGGUUCUCUGUGAAUCCUUCCCAUCUCUCGCAAAAUCCGGAAAAAAAAACCAGGAAAAAAACCAGAAAAAGCGGAUCCGACGGGGACCAAAAUCAUGAAGAACCACAAAAAAUCAUUAUUUUCCUCUCCAAUCAAAUUUGCUCAUGAAUUAUUCAAAAAAAAAAAAACGGUCUAAAAGUUGCCUUUUUCUCAAAAAUUCCACACAAGUUCGGAAUUUUUCGGAGGGGCCUAAGAUCGACAGGGGUUCUCCCGUCCCCUUCAGAAUCCAGAAAAAAAAGAGACGGACAGAAAAAAGAGAAGAAAAAGCGGCGGAUCCGACCCUAACAAGCGGUCGGUCGGGUGGGGAUAAACUGCCUAAGCGCCGGUUCGACCGUCUUUCCAGUCGUAGGCUUCGGAUCUAAGCCAAGCCGAGGCAGUGUGGCCAGGGCAGCCGGCAGAGCGGCACGCCGCCUCCGUUUCCGUUUUUGCUGCGUGCGCCUGCUGCCCCCCUUCGCUUCGCCGUAUAUGGAGGAGGAUGUCUCGCUUCCGAACACCUCUCCUGCCGUCGGUCGGUCGAGUAAAAAGGGAGCUUCUGAUGGACAGAAACCAGGGAGUUCUUUUGUGA